Messenger RNA from Chenopodium quinoa (quinoa), 808 nucleotides. Its product is annotated as vacuolar-processing enzyme-like. The transcript is spliced from 4 exons. NCBI's taxonomy places the organism in Eukaryota, Viridiplantae, Streptophyta, Magnoliopsida, Caryophyllales, Amaranthaceae. The record is from RefSeq and is a predicted model, not a curated record. Gene Ontology annotation, biological process: vacuolar protein processing. The coding region runs from base 16 to 537 and encodes 173 amino acids. Gene Ontology annotation, molecular function: cysteine-type endopeptidase activity.
GCUUGUGUGAUUGUAAUGUACCACUGUGCUUGUGAUUUUGCUAAAUCUGUUGUCCAGGCUGACGUUUGUCAUGCUUACCAAAUUUUGAAGAAAGGUGGUUUAAAAGAUGAAAAUAUUAUUGUUUUCAUGUAUGAUGACAUCGCUUAUCAUGAGGAGAAUCCGAGACCCGGGGUCAUCAUCAAUAAUCCCCAUGGAAGUGAUGUCUACGCUGGAGUCCCAAAGGAUUAUACUGGGGAACAUGUGACUGUCAACAAUUUUUUGGCAGCGUUACUUGGUAACAAAGAAGCUAUUACUGGUGGCAGUGGAAAGGUGGUGGAUAGUGGCCUUAAUGAUCAUAUUUUUAUCUAUUAUUCGGACCAUGGUGGUGCUGGUGUGCUCGGUAUGCCUACAACUCCAUUUCUCUAUGCUGAUGAGUUGAUAUAUACAUUGAAGAAAAAGCAUGCUUCUGGAACCUAUAAGAGCUUGGUGAGAAACCAAAAAGCAUGCAUGCAUCUUGUAUGGAAGGGAGUGUGUGUGUGUAGCAGCUUUGACAGGUAAAACAACAGCAAUAGCCAGCACCAGGCAGACACAGCACCACCAGACAACAGCUAACAGCCAGCACCAGGCAGACACAGCACCACCAGACAACAGCUAACAGCCAGCCAGAAACAGAAAGCAGUAGCCAGCAAUAGCUAAACACACCAUGCAAACAGAAACCAGCAACUAGACACAAAGCAAGCAACACAGCCAACAGAAAACAGCAGCUUACUAAAGGAAAGUUGACCUGGCUGUUAAAUCGAGGACUCUGCUUCUCCAGACCUUGAUUCUG